GGCCGCCGCGGGCCGGACGCGCUCCGGUUGCCGUGACAACGGCGUCGGCCGAGCCCGAGCGGCCCGGACCAGGCGGGCCCRAUUUGCCCGCCCGCCCAUGCCGCGGAAAGCGCUGCGCUGCGUGCUGCAGCUGGAGCUCCGCUCGGUAUCUUGUCCUGGAGUGCUACUGAAAGACAAACAGGAACUUUAUCUCAGUGUCUUUGUACUUGGGCAGUACAAAAAAACUAAAUGUGUCCCUGCAGCAUUUCCACUCUUCUUUCAUGAAAAUCUACUAUUUGAAAAGGCAUUUGCUAAUGUAGUUGAUCCUGGAGACGUUGUGAAGUUACUGGAAUUUGACACAUUGACGAUUGAACUCAUACAGCUYGUUCCUCCAGAGGGAAAAGUUCUAGCUACGUAUGAAGAAAAUACAAGAGAUUUCCUGUUCCCUGACCCUAAGCUUACCCAUGGGCGCCGUGGUUUACAGCGUAUGAUUUUAAUGAAGAGGUCCCUGUCUUUCACAGGAAUUGCACCAAAAUUGAGAUUUUCUACAAUCUCCCUUAUUACAGACAGUCUGUUAAGCUCAGAAAGGAGUCACAUACAGGCUGCUUUGAAAGGUGCGCACCGUUCAACCCCAAACAGAAAAAUGCACUCAAAGCUACCAAAGAAAAACCCUCCUUCACCUGGGAAAGGCAGGCAGAGCYUGGCAGUGAAGAGCUACGAGCAGCCCACCAUCGCCUCCAAGUCGCGCUCUCCGUCGCCGUACACCAAGCGCCGCAUGUGUGAGCUCUCRGAAGAGGCCAGGCAGAGACUGGCCCAUCUGAACCUCGGGCCUCAUGAAUUCAAGAGAGACACUGACAAACCUCCAUUUGUAAUCAGACGGGUUGAACAACCAAGUCCUGGUGCCAAACUUCAUCCCUGGUGUUCCCCACGAGAAAUUGCAGCCGAAGCCUGGACCAAGGCACCCCAUGAUCAUUCUCCUCUCAGCAGCUAUAGACCCAAGAAAGCUGAAGGAAAAUCUAUCCGUGGAAAAGGCUUGGACAGUUCUGCUGUUUCCAAGGAAGAUGUGAGCCCAGAUCCACCCAACAGGGAGUCCCAUUCUGCUGCUUCACUGGAGCGCUCAGCACCUCCAGCAGUUCAGGAACCUUUUCUGAGUUCUGUGCUGAAUCGAUCUUCUCUAAGGGAAAGAUUUAGCACUAGUUGGCCUUCAUCAGCAAAUGGAGAUGAGAUCCAUAAAAGAGUGAAAAAUAUUUUAAGGACACACAGUGCUAGACAGCGCCUAAUAUUUGAUGAUUUGCCUCAGACAAGAGAACCUUCAGAUAAUGAGCCCUUAACCAUGAGUGAGCUGCGGAGCAGUUCUCCAGUGCAGCAGAACGCUCCUGUUCGCUCGGAUAUUGGUGAAUAUUGGUCUCGCCCUGCAGCAGUAUACAAAGGGAAGCCUCUCAGAGCAAUCUUUGAGGAGAGUCUUGGAAAAAUAUACAGAGACAUGUAYGAAAAAACUGCUGGUGUUGUUUCAGACCAAGAAACACAUUACUGAAAGCAACUCACCUGAAAACGCACAGUAGACAGUAUCUGUAACUAAACCUAUUUUUAUAUAACAAUAUUUGUACUCUAUUUUUUAAGGUGUCAUUAUGGUUAGGCAGGGAUUUGGAUAUAUGGAGGUUUGG
Messenger RNA from Malurus melanocephalus (red-backed fairy wren), 1643 nucleotides. RefSeq names its product spermatogenesis associated 6 (gene SPATA6). The record is from RefSeq and is a predicted model, not a curated record. The transcript has 13 exons. Gene Ontology annotation, biological process: motile cilium assembly; spermatogenesis. The coding region runs from base 98 to 1513 and encodes 471 amino acids. Gene Ontology annotation, molecular function: myosin light chain binding. NCBI's taxonomy places the organism in Eukaryota, Metazoa, Chordata, Aves, Passeriformes, Maluridae.